AUGGGUUGUACCUGCAAUUAAAGAAUUACAUCACCGUAUAAAGAAUUUGAUUUAGAAGAAAUUAUCUUUGGAAGAACAUAUAUUUAUGGUCCUCCAUCUAUUGAAAAACCCUAACCCAUUCAAUUAUUGAAGUUUUCUGAUGAUGAUAUAAAUUAUCAAUAAGAUAAAGAAUUUUAAUAUUCUCCUUAAAAGAUUCACUCAUAAGAGUAGACAAAUGCAUAUAUUUAAAGUGGAGAUUUCAGACUCAUGGAAUAAAAAUUGUCAGUAGAUGAAGCCUUAAUAUUAAAUGAAUAACAUGAAUAACAAGAAUAGAAUAGUAUUUUAAAAGAGGAUAGGAAUAGUUAGAUGAAGGACUCAAAUUAAGAUAUUGUAAAAUACAAAUCAAUAUUAAAACACAAAAGUACAAAUACCAUAAAUACUUCAUACCCAUAAAGUCCCCAACAUUAGCUCAAAGAAUCUUAAACUUCAAACACUUAAAAAUCCAUAAAAAAAGUUACUUUUGAUAAAAAAUCAAAAGUUGUAUAUAGUAGCUUCAGAAGAAUUCAAUAUUGA
This is a messenger RNA of Paramecium pentaurelia, 552 nucleotides long. Lineage: Eukaryota; Ciliophora; Oligohymenophorea; Peniculida; Parameciidae. The record is from the annotation of a GenBank genome assembly.